Molecule: messenger RNA, 1558 nt
Organism: Daucus carota subsp. sativus
Lineage: Eukaryota; Viridiplantae; Streptophyta; Magnoliopsida; Apiales; Apiaceae
Product: protein POLLENLESS 3-LIKE 2
Exons: 4
Coding region: 109-1398 (429 amino acids)
Molecular function (GO): protein binding
Source: RefSeq, a predicted model, not a curated record
UCCUCCCCUAUAUGCUUCACUUUGCCGUUUUGCUCAUCUCUAGCCUGUCAAUCUUCACCGUUCUUCAUCAUAAUUUCUGGGGGUUAAUAAAAUCAACAAAUUUGGAAAAUGAUGAAUGCUCCUCCCGGUUUUAGACCCACUAAAUCAGCUCCAUGCUCACCAGCAAAGCCGCCUCUCGGGCUUUCCAGAACCGGCUCUCAGUCUUUUCAUGUCGCGCAUAAAGUCCCCCUCGGGGACUCACCUUAUGUGAGGGCUAAACAUGUUCAAUUGGUGGACAAGGAUCCAGAGAAGGCAAUACCAUUAUUUUGGGCGGCCAUAAAUGCUGGAGAUAGAGUUGACAGUGCACUGAAAGAUAUGGCUAUUGUCAUGAAGCAACAGAAUAGAGCAGAAGAGGCCAUAGAGGCCAUCAAGUCACUGAGACCACGUUGCUCUGAACAAUCUCAGGAGUCCCUUGACAACAUUUUAUUAGAUCUUUUCAAGAGAUGUGGGAGAUUAGACGAUCAGAUCGGCUUGUUGAAGCACAAGCUGUUUUUGAUUCAGCAAGGAGUGGCUUUUAAUGGGAAACGCACUAAAACAGCUCGAUCUCAGGGAAAAAAAUUUCAGGUUUCUGUUGAGCAAGAAGCUACUAGAUUAUUGGGGAACUUGGGAUGGGCACUUAUGCAGCAGAACAACUACAUUGAAGCUGAGGAUGCUUACAGAAGGGCAUUAGUGAUUGCGCCAGACAAUAAUAAGAUGUGCAAUUUAGGAAUUUGCUUGAUGAAACAAGGAAGAAUCUCCGAGGCUAAAGAGACCCUUAGAAGAGUAAAGCCAGCAGUAGCUGAUGCAAGAGGCAUCGAUUCCCACCUCAAAGCAUAUGAAAGAGCACACCUUGAAUCAGAUAUGAUGAACAACAGCUCCAAAGAUCAGAUACAACAAAGGAAGUUGUUUGAUGCAUUCCUGAGCUCUUCUGCAAUUUGGCAGCCACAGCCUUGCAGAGAAUCAUCCUCUGCCAAACCGCAAGAUGAUUUUGCUGACGAGAAUGUUAAUUCUCAGAAUAUAGUGCAAAAAAUUGGGAUCUCAACUAACAGCAGCCAGUUGCAAGAUAGGCUUAAAAGAACAAGGUCAGACAAUGCUGCUAACUUUGAUAGAGAAAAUGAGACUGGAAAGUCUUGGAAGCCGCCUAUUUCUAAGGCGAUGAGUAGUCACUCAAAUAAACCAAAAGAAACAGGAGACGAGACGAAUGACAGUAGCAAAGAGUUUGAAGAGGCCAUACUUGCAGCAGUUCUAGGUUCCAGUAGUGAGUUUGGAAACGUCGUUAAGGCCAUGAGUAAUGAUGGUGGGAUCGUAGUUCCAAGAAAGGUUGGAAAGAGGCUGAAGGUGUUUCAAGAUAUUACACCUUCCUUGAGUCCCAGGGCCUGAUUAACAUAAUUUAGUUUGAGACUGGAGAUAAACUUGUUCUCUUGUUCUUUUAACUUAUUUAAGGAUACUAAUUAGUUUAAUUUCUGUUUUUUUAAUGGCCAAUUGUGGCAAUUGAUGUAACGACUCUGAACUCACAAUAAACUCUGGUCUUUUUUUUUUA